This is a messenger RNA of Dichomitus squalens LYAD-421 SS1, 2042 nucleotides long. Its product is annotated as threonine ammonia-lyase. The coding region runs from base 87 to 1721 and encodes 544 amino acids. The record is from RefSeq and is a predicted model, not a curated record. The transcript has 6 exons. Gene Ontology annotation, biological process: L-threonine catabolic process. Gene Ontology annotation, molecular function: pyridoxal phosphate binding; threonine deaminase activity. NCBI's taxonomy places the organism in Eukaryota, Fungi, Basidiomycota, Agaricomycetes, Polyporales, Polyporaceae.
CGAUCAUCUACAGUAGACUGUUUUAGACCUGGACUGAUAAAGCUCGUGUAACGUUCCACCCCUUGACGCCAAAAAGUGUACACGCGAUGGCGACGACGGCCACCGUCGAGUACUCCUCCCACGCGCCCGAGCGCAUCCCAAGUACACGGUACCCGCGGCUUGCCCCACACAACCUCCUGCCUGAUGGCCAUCCAGACUAUCUCAAGCUCAUCCUGACCUCGAAGGUGUACGAGAUUUUAAAGGAGACGCCGCUUGUGUACUGCCCGAGCCUGAGUGCUCGGCUAGGGAACCAGAUAUGGCUCAAGCGCGAGGACCUCCAGGAAGUGUUCAGCUUCAAGAUCCGCGGCGCGUACAACUUCAUGGCGAGCCUGCCGGAGGAGGACAGAUGGAAGGGCGUCGUGACGUGCAGCGCGGGUAACCACGCACAGGGCGUCGCGCUCUCCGGUUCGCGACUGGGCAUCCCGUGCACGAUCGUAAUGCCGAAGGCGACACCGUCCAUCAAGGUGCGCAACGUCUCCCGCCUUGGCGCGAAGGUCGUCCUCUUCGGGCAGGACUUCGACGAGGCCAAGACAGAGUGCGCGCGCCUCGCUCAGACGCACGGGCUCAUCUUCGUUCCCCCGUACGACGACCCGCUCGUCAUCGCGGGCCAGGGCACGGUCGGGAUGGAGAUUCUGAAGCAGAUCCCGAACCCUGAGACCCUGGACGGCAUCGUCGCGGGCAUUGGCGGGGGCGGCCUCGUCGCAGGCAUCGCGGAGUACGUUAAGCGCAUAGGCUCGCCGCGCACGAAGGUCAUUGGGGGCGAAACGAUCGACGCAGACGCGAUGGCACGAAGUUUGGAGAAACGCGAGCGCGUCACCUUGGACGAGGUUGGGCUCUUCAGCGAUGGCACCGCGGUGAAGAUCGUCGGAGAAGAGCCGUUCAGGAUCUGCCAGGCUCUCCUUGAUGAUGUCGUCAAGGUCGACACGGACGAGUUGUGCGCAGCUAUCAAGGACGUGUUCGAGGAGACGCGCUCUAUCACGGAACCCGCUGGGGCCCUAGCACUGGCUGCGCUCAAGCGGUACAUUGUCGACAACCAGCUCAUCGGGGCGCAAAAGAAGUUCGUCGCCGUGAUCAGCGGCGCAAAUAUGAACUUUGACCGCCUGCGCUUUGUCGCGGAGCGUGCGGAACUCGGAGAAGGGCGAGAAGCGUUGCUUAGUGUCGAGAUACCUGAGAAGCCCGGAAGCUUCGUCGCACUCCAUGACAUGAUUCACCCGCGUGCGACGACGGAGUUCGUCUACCGCUACCACGAUCCGGAACGCGCCCAGAUCUUCUUGUCCUUCCAGCUCGAAACAACCUCGCGUGCGAAGGAAGUAUCCGAGCUCGUCUUAGGGCUUGACAAACUAGGCAUGAAGGCAGUGGACAUCAGUGACGACGAGAUGGCGAAGAGCCACGCGAGGUAUAUGAUCGGAGGGUGCAAACAGGUACCAAACGAGCGACUGUUCAGAUUCGAAUUCCCCGAGCGCCCCGAUGCGCUGAGGAGGUUCCUGAAAGGGUUGCACAGCGGAUGGAACAUCUCUCUGUUCCAUUACAGGAAUCAUGGCGCGGAUAUUGGAAAGGUGCUGGCAGGAAUCCAGGUGCCGCCUGCAGACACAGACGAGUUCAGUGAUUACCUCAAGAAACUCGGGUACCCUUACGUGGAAGAGACUGACAACGAGGUGUACAAACGGUUCCUUAGAGGAUAAAUGAAGCGUGCUAAUCCCUGUAAGAUUGUUCCUCAUCGUCUCUCCAUCUCUGUUGUGAUUUUGGGUAGGGCUCGCCUUACUCAACACCGAUUCAAAUGUUGGAAGCAUCGCGGAUGCGCAGAGCUAGACUGACGGACGAAAACAAGUCAUCGGAACAAUGCCAACCAAGACACUCCGUUGAAGUUUCGGGAGUGCGAUCGGUGGCGAAUGAUAUGCGAACCGGCUUUAACGCUACAGCGCGAGCACUUCACGACUCUCACUGUCUUCUAACGGUUCAUGGGUCCCUCGGACACUUGCACAUCUCGGUCGUCCCGUCCAUUC